Carlito syrichta (Philippine tarsier) is the source of this 1390-nucleotide messenger RNA. It is a transcript of the gene BET1, whose product is annotated as Bet1 golgi vesicular membrane trafficking protein. The transcript is spliced from 4 exons. The coding region runs from base 99 to 455 and encodes 118 amino acids. Gene Ontology annotation, molecular function: SNAP receptor activity. Gene Ontology annotation, cellular component: Golgi trans cisterna; SNARE complex. Gene Ontology annotation, biological process: endoplasmic reticulum to Golgi vesicle-mediated transport; vesicle fusion with Golgi apparatus. The record is from RefSeq and is a predicted model, not a curated record. NCBI's taxonomy places the organism in Eukaryota, Metazoa, Chordata, Mammalia, Primates, Tarsiidae.
GUUGGGGAUCCACGGCGCCCCGGGACUGAAGACGCGGUCCGGUGGCCCUUGUCCUUGCCCAGAUCCCCGCCCUUCAGCCUUUCCUUUCUCCCCGCAGGAUGAGGCGUGCAGGCCUGGGUGAAGGGGCCCCUCCCAGCGCCUACGGCAGCCAUGGCUACACGGGCAGCGGGUACAGCGCCUGCGAGGAGGAGAACGAGAGACUCACGGAGAGCCUGCGUAGCAAGGUCACUGCCAUCAAGUCUCUUUCCAUUGAAAUAGGCCAUGAAGUUAAAAGUCAGAAUAAAUUAUUAACUGAAAUGGAUUCACAGUUCGAUUCUACAACUGGAUUUCUAGGGAAAACCAUGGGAAGACUGAAGGUUUUGUCCCGAGGAAGCCAGACGAAGCUGCUCUGCUACAUGAUGCUCUUCUCACUGUUUGUCUUCUUUGUCAUUUACUGGAUUAUUAAACUGAGGUGAUGCUCACAAUUGUGGGUUUGGGAUUUGUUCCAGCUUCCUGGCUUGGAGUGCCACUUGGAUUAAAAUCAGCAUUGACACAUUCCUAGUUUUCAGUACUGUGGCCUUUUUCAUUGAAGAUGACUGAAUUUUUGUUUUAUAAAUCACAUUAGAUAACACAGUGCUCUUUGAAUACUGUUUCUUGGUGACUCAUUGUGGCCCCUAUUUUCAGGGGUAUGAGAUGGUGGGGCUCUAUCAGUGUUUUUUCCUGUUGUUUGCCAACUGUCAGACUAAACUGUUCUGCUGUCCCUAUAAGUGUAGGUUCCUGCCCCAUGUAAAGAAAGUUAGUGGGAGAGUGACAGGAGGCCCAGAGAGCCUGUGGAGUGGCUGUGGGGAAUGGCCACUGGUUCUCAGCUGCUGUUGGCUAUGUUGGUAUGCCCCGUUUCCUUCAUCUGAUUAAAAUUGUAGGACAAUUUCUCUUUACCUACCGUCUUCCCAGUAAUCCUUGAUAAUAUGACCCUCUACCAUCUCUGCCCAGAGAUCUCGUCCUUUAAACAAAGCUUAUUAUUUCUAGUGGGGUCCGGUAUACAUGUGUAUUAGUAUAAUGUUUGUUCUACAUUCACUUUAUAAAUUCCAAUGACUUGGCUUGUAAUAGUUUUAUGAUUUUUGCUACUUAGGUAGGCCAUUUAAUUGUCAUUUGUGACAGAAUAAUGUGAAGUAAUUGCUAAACUCUGAAUGGAAAUAGUGGUCACGAAACUCAGGCAUUGGACUUGGAGUUAUGAGUAUUGUUGCUUUAAUCUGGUAUAUUUGUUUAUGGAAAGCAAAACACAAAGGUGGACUGUUGAGUAAAAAGAAAUAUUAAAAUAUUGUUAAAUACUCUGUACUGCUACUAUUUUGGAAGUUACUCGUUUGUAGGCUCCAAAAAUAAUUUUUUAAAUAAAAUAUACUAAUUGACUUGC